Molecule: messenger RNA, 3916 nt
Organism: Ruditapes philippinarum (Manila clam)
Lineage: Eukaryota; Metazoa; Mollusca; Bivalvia; Venerida; Veneridae
Product: DNA-directed RNA polymerase II subunit RPB1-like
Exons: 11
Coding region: 269-1987 (572 amino acids)
Source: RefSeq, a predicted model, not a curated record
AGUUAUUCAAACCCCGGACAAAAGAAAGCUCGCUUGGCCUCCACGCGCCGUACACGAGUGCAGAUUAUGGUGUAGACACGCAGGGUAUAAAACGCCGUGUUUGCCUGUAGCUUAAAAUCAUAAGCGCUACGGAGUUUCAUAAUCUAAGAUUUUCAAAUUUUAUCUUAAAAUAAAGCUCGAAGAAAUAAAUUUAAAAGGAUAGUUUAAUUUUGCGGGUGUUAAGCAGAGGUUUAAGAAGUUUUAUUUAUAAGGUUACUGAUUUAAUAGUAUGAUUAGUUGGUCAUCUCAGAGUUAUAUCGUUACAGUUUUAGUCGUAGGGGUUGUUGGGAAUCAUAUAAACCCCCAGUGUCCAAGGCACAGGGGUCUACCUGAUGGAUUUUCUAGAACGGAGAACAGAUUCCGAGAAAGAGCUCUAUUUAGGUUGGAUCUCAGGAGUGCCAUACAGGGCUAUCUACCAGAGCAUGAAUAUAGAUUCCGCGUUCAAACUACAGCAAGAAAGUACAAGUUUAAUGACGCUACAGUAUCGAUAGACGCGGUCGAUGAGAAAUGUGGGGCUGGAAGUUGGAUGACAGAGGCUGAUGGGUUGUACUCACCCAAGGACUGUCCUUCUAUUGUUACUACCCAGCAAAAACAGCCAAUGGGACGUGCUCACUUUAAAUGGAGAGCUCCAGCAUGUGGAUGUGUGCAUUUUCGGGUACGUGUCCAUGUUAAUUCUACAUACUAUCUCGAGAACGAAGAUGUAUUUAAUGGACCACUGGCACGAACCAUCUGCCCCCAUGCUUCAGUUGUUACGGCCCCGGCCACAGAUAUCCCGUCAGCGACUACAUUAAAGGCAGCAUUGCCAAAAGUGCUAACGCGCAACGAACGUCUGCAAUUACUUUGUGAUGUCACACAAGAUCAUGACGUUGAGGAUGUAAUGAAUAAUGAAGAUUUCAUGUCCAAACGAACGGUGUCAAAAAUGAGCAGUUUUGAAUUGGAAAGACUCAAUAUUGCCGUAGAAAGACGUCAUCUUGAAAUACUCGAUUGUUGUAAACUUGCCAAACAGUAUGACAGGAAUGAGUGCUUCGGUGAUAUUAGACGCAUUAGAAUUGAUACAUUUUGUGGAAGUGGGGAACCAGAUAUACCCUUAACAAAGACCAGAUAUGAUUGGAUAAAACAAAAGCAAUCCGAAUGUUGUCCCGAAAUUGGUGAAUCCCGGUAUGAAUGUUUUAAUCACACCCUAUACGAUAGUGAAAUGGUGCAAGAUGGACUUGGUCAUCAUGCGUCUAUUGACAUGGAUGAUUUUGAUCCUGUCAAUUAUGUUGAAGACUAUCCACGGGCAGAGGAAAUAAGAAAGAAUUUUUCAAAGAAUAUGGAGCAGACGACAAAAGCAGACGGCGACAAUGCUCUGACCGGGACUACAAAUGAUGUGCAAUAUAAACCGGACAAUGAAUCUCAAGUUUUAGAUACCACUCAUUUGAGUACUGACACUAAGGAACACGACAAGCAUCAUGAUAAUGACACUCGUCAUAAUUCUGAAGCUGAAGAAAAACAAAGAUCUGAUGACGAUGACGAUGAUGAUGAUGAUGAUAAUAAAGAUGAUAAUGAUGAUGAUGGCGAUGGUAAUCACGAUGAUGAUGAAACCCAUCAUAAUUCUGAUACUAAAGAAAAACAAAGAUCUGAUGACGAUGACAAUGAUAAUGAUAAUGAUGAUGAUGAUGAUGAUGAUGAUGAUGAUGAUGAUACUAAUGCAAAAGCUGAACAAGUAAAUGACGAGUCCAUGAAAGAUGAUGUCAGAAAUAGAUAUCUAUCUCUUGAAGAGUGUUGUAUGAACGGGAUAGAUGCAGGUACCAGAGUCGCCGCGGAAGGAUUUGCGGGCUGUUUCAAAAUGGCGGACAAGUUUGAUUCUUUCUUUACCAAGUGGACAAAGAAAUGUGACCGCCAUUUUGUCAUCUGUUGUAUGAGAGUUGUUGACGGUCUAGCCUCGACAAAGAAACCGCUGAUUUGAGACCUCAACUUUAGAAGAACACAAAUGUAACCUCGUGUUCCCAACAAUAUUGCAUUUUGUGGACGUCAAUGUUCGUGACAGACACCGCAUACAUGUUAAUACAUUCGGAUAAAGCCACUUUUUCAGCUGCAGGAUUACCAUUGGCUAAAUUUAUGAACGACAACCAAUCAUGGAAGAGAUGUUAUAGGCUUAAAACUUUGGAUUGGCCAAUCACAUACCUCAUUAUAUAAGUUUAUCUACCUGUUUUCAUUAGUUAUUUGGUGCAAUAUAGUGUUUGUGAACAAAGAAACAUACUUACUGUACAUAUUAUAUAUGUACAUGGAACAGAACAGAUACUUUUAUAACUUAGUGCAUCAAAUGCUACAUAUCAUGGCAUUAUUUAAAUUGCAAAAAAAGACUCAGUCAUAUACAUGUAAUAUAUCUCGUAAUUUAUAAUUAUAUAUGUGUAUCAACAACAAAUAUUUAAAACGAGGAAUUGAAAAAGCUUUCAUAUUUUUAAUAGUUCAUAGUGCGUUUCACACAUUCUUUGAUAUCCUUUGCUAAAUCUAGAUUCGGUAUUUUAUCAAAUAGUGCACUGGUUUAUUUUUUGCUCAUACGUUUUUUUUAAAAUUAUUUCAAUAUUUUUCCUCGGGCUAUAUUUUAUAUUAUAAGUAUGGUUUUCGUCUUCAACAUCAAAAUGCUUCUGGUACAACAUGCACACUGAACAUGACGUUUCAUCAUAGAAUCUCCUUUCGAAAAAAAAAACAACAUUAUUAUCCAAACUGAACUUCAAGGACAAAUACAUAUGUCUUUCAUAUUUCUAUCAUGGAGAUGUAGAAAUGAAAAUAAAAAGUUAUAAAAUCUCGACAUGACAUUGGGACAAAAUCAACACUUGUCCGUCCUUCCAUAUGCAUCUCUAUGUUAAAUAUCAAACCACGCACCUGCUUGAUUGUGACAUUAUAUGGAAUGUUAAGGUUUUCGUGAUUUAUAUUUAUACAUGAAAUCGUGUGCCAUUCAAGUAUAAACUGUUUAUUGUGGGCGUUUUAACAUUUUUACACUGAAGCAUUGCAUUAAAUGCAUUGUUAUUUAUUUAGAAAAUUAUGAAUGAGAAGUAAUUGUUAGUGUUUCAAACACACUUUAUAAUUUAGUUUUAACAUUAAAUAGAGGAUAUUCAAGUUGUUUCUAUAAAUACAGCAUUGAUUUCCAUUGGGUGGUAUGAAAAUACAUAUUUCACGAGUGGCGGGAGUCACAAGUGAAAUAUUAUAUUUUUCAUAUCACAAACUGAGAGUAAAUGAAAACUUGAAUUUUCUGUUUAAUUUAUACUUUUCUCUUUUCUUUGACCAUACAGAUCUCAAAACUUCUAAUUAACUUUGUGUAUUGGCUGAAUUAAAGAGGGAAGUAGUCCGGCAAGUCACCAGUGAAAAUACGGAAAUAUGUUUCACUGCAGUGAAAAAUAAUUUUUUUCAGAGAAAAUACGGAAAUGAAAAUAAUCAUUUUAACUCAUCAAUAUUUCUCAAUAUUCCUUUUGUGUAUUGCCUGAAUUUAAGAAGAAAGUAGUCCGACAAGACACAGGUGAAAAUACGGAAAAUAUGUUUCACUGCAGUGAAAAAUAUUUUUUUCUGGGAAAAUUAGGAAAGGGAAAUACGCAUUUUAACUCAACAAUAUUUCUCAAUAUUCCUUUCAUACAAUAAUAUUGUAUUUUGUAAUUUUUAAAUGAUGAACUGGUUAGUUUAAAUAAGAUUGAAUUGGAAAAAAGAGAAGAAAUAUUAUUAACAGGAUGUAAAAUACAUUGUACUUAAUCAAAUAAAAUAUGUUUUAGAAUAUUUUGUGUAUUUAUAAAAUGUCUGCUUGUCAAAUACUCAAUCAAACGCUAUAGUUUUAGUUUAUGUUUUUUUUUGUUUUUUUUUUUGUAAAUGCGUUAUUUUGCCAACCAACUGUUUGUUUCUUGAU